AUGGCCCCCGUCAACCUCGUCAGCGUGAACACGGCCCCAGAGCGCGCCAAGGUCGUCAUUGGCACCGUCAUCGAAAAUGUCAAGGACAAGUACGACAUCGUGCAUGCCGGCAACAGCACCACGAUCGAGGGCGUCAAGCCGCUGUUGGAGAGCGUGCAGCCGCCGCCGGGCAUUCUGUUCUGCGCCAGUAUGUGGACACCAGAGGAGCAGGAGGAGAUCCAGCGGAUCGCGCGCGAAACCGUGCCGGGGAUCAAGACGCAUGCCAUUCCGACCGGACUCCAGGUCAAGGUCGGUCCGGACGGGGUGAUCAAGUACCUGAUGGAGCGAAUUGAUGAGAUCAUGGCGUAG
This is a messenger RNA of Trichosporon asahii var. asahii CBS 2479, 348 nucleotides long. RefSeq lists its product as uncharacterized. The coding region runs from base 1 to 348 and encodes 115 amino acids. The transcript has 2 exons. NCBI's taxonomy places the organism in Eukaryota, Fungi, Basidiomycota, Tremellomycetes, Trichosporonales, Trichosporonaceae. The record is from RefSeq and is a predicted model, not a curated record.